GCUAUUCCAAAUCUUCCCUCUGUUCAGAGAAAAACAGACCCUAAGCCCCGCGGUCGCCUCCAAUGUCGCGCUUAAAGAAGUGUCCCCCCCAUCUCUCUGUGUGUGGAGAGCACCAGCAGCUGCUGUCAUUUUUAUUUUAUUUUAUUUAAAGCAGCCCAGACAAGUGUGGCUGUGCCGCCACUGCUGCUGCUGCUGUGCUCGGUUUGGGGUUUACACAGACCGAGCUGUAAGUAGGUCGGGCUGGGCUUAAGCGGCUUAACUACGUCAGCCUAAGCUGAGAGGAAUUCAUCCAAAGCCCUCUGCUGGUAGGCGGGGGCCUAAAUGAGGCUGGCCUAGUUAAGCCUGAUUCUUAUUGUGUGAAGCACGGCCAGUUUUUAUUGUGCAACGUAGCUGUGAGAGAACCCAGGACCACAGUGUGAAUCCAUGCACUUGUUAGUCAAAGCCUAGGGUUGAUCUGGAGGAGAGUGGAGGGGGAGAUGAGACGUGGAGGAGUGUUAGGCCAGUCUGUGACCGGGGACCGAGACAGAAAGACAGCGAAGCAGAGUGGGGAGCCACAACUGUGAGAUUGGCCUCAGAGAAAAGACGGGAGCGGUCUUAAGGCCCGGUUUGGUCCCGUAAGAUGGCCUCCAACUCUGUGUUCAUGUCCAGCAUGGUGGGUAAAGCGCGCUCCUCCAACUUCACCCUCUCCGAGAAGCUGGACCUGUUGAAGCUGGUCCGUCCUCACAUCCGCAUCCUGGAGGAGCACACCAACAAGCACGCGGUCAUCGUGGACAAGAACAAGUGCUGGGACAACGUGGCGGAGCAGUACAACGGCCUGGGAGGGGACCGACCCCACCGCACCGCCCAGGGCCUCAGGACUCUGUACAAGAGGCUGAAGGAGUCGGCCAAGCAGGAAGUGAUGCAGCGGAGACACGCCCAGCCCGAGUACAGAGGCAGCAUCUCUGAGCCGACCAGGAGGAUUAUGGAGAUGAUCCCUCACUUGUUUCACCAUGUGCCCAUCCACGAAAAGGACCAGGCACUGCGCAGGUUGAUAUACAACAAGCACACCUCCCCCAUCCAGCACCCGGGCAGCAGCUCCUCUCUGACUGGACUCCAGGAUUAUUCAGCGCCCGCGCCGAGCGUUACGCACGAGGUGGUCCAGCUGGACCCAGAGGAGGACGUCAAACCACCGCCGGACCUCCCCGCCGUCGUCUCGCACGCGGGUCCAGCGCUGGACGGAUUUGAGGAGCAGGAGGGGGACCAGGACUUGGCCAGCACCCACAAUUACGAGGCGUCCUUGUCUCCCACCUCUUCCUCCGUUAACGUCGCCCUCUCCGCCUCGCCGCUGCCCUUGAGCCACGACUUCUACCCGAACGACGUCUACCCGCGCCACGAGACGCACCGGUUUCGUCCUCUGCACCUGGCCAAGGAGGAGCACGAGUUGGUCUUGGCCAAUCACAGGAAGGUGGCCCUGUACCUGGAGGAGAAGAGAGAGGGUCUGAAGAGGAAGCAGGAACUGGAGGAGGAGCUUCUGAGAGCCAAAAUCAAAGUGGAGAAACUGAAGGCGGCCCGACUGAGACACGGGCUGCCGCUUCCUCUAUAACAGCGGCCUGAAACGCAGAUCCUCCAGGGCCGGUGUCCUGAAACCUUUUAGACCCCAGCCCCUCAGCGCCUCAAUCAAGUAGCUAAACUCACUGGCCUGCAGUCAAGCUCUAGAGAGUUGUGCUGAUGAACUAAUGUUGGAGUGUGCUGGUGAAGAUUCUCAGUCAUCCAGGUCAUGGUUAUUCCAAAAAAA
Fundulus heteroclitus (mummichog) is the source of this 1774-nucleotide messenger RNA. It is a transcript of the gene fsbp, whose product is annotated as fibrinogen silencer-binding protein. The record is from RefSeq and is a predicted model, not a curated record. The coding region runs from base 620 to 1582 and encodes 320 amino acids. The transcript is spliced from 2 exons. NCBI's taxonomy places the organism in Eukaryota, Metazoa, Chordata, Actinopteri, Cyprinodontiformes, Fundulidae.